GCCGACUCACCAACCAAACCAAAAGAGGCAGCAACUGGCUGGCACUAGCACUAACACGGCUUCACCUGAUCUGACCACUGACGACACUGGUCCCUCUCCGCGGCGGUUGCCCGCCGGCGACGGACAGCGGCACCUGCCUAUCUAUCUAUCCUAUCUCCUCUUCCCGGCGCCCGUCCCCGCGUCUGGCUCCAGUCCGCCGGUAACCGCCCCGAACUAGGGUUCCCUUCCUUCCUCAUCAGCUCUUCCCCUUUCUUCCUCCCACUACUGAUUACUCUAGUAAUCGCCUUUGAUGCCGCCGCGACCGUGCCAAUGAAUAAUUCGGUGGAGAGCAUCAGCGUACUCUAGUGUAGCAAGAAACCUCUGGUUUCUGAUUCCAUUUAUUUCUUUACCGUACUGCAAGCCCGGACGAAAUGGGGUGCUUCCAUUCCAAGCCCAGGCGACAGUACCCAGGCUACGAGGAUCCCAUCAGUCUCGCGUCACAGACUACAUUCAGCGUCAGCGAAGUCGAAGCGCUAUUUGAGCUGUUCAAGAGUAUUAGUGGUUCUGUUAUUGAUGAUGGUCUCAUCAACAAGGAAGAGUUCCAGCUUGCAUUGUUUAAGAGCAAGAAGGACAAUCUUUUUGCUAAUCGGAUAUUUGACCUUUUCGAUGUCAAGAAAAGGGGGGUCAUUGACUUUGCUGACUUUGUUCGAGCUCUAAAUGUAUUUCACCCUAGCAUUCCGAUGGAAGAGAAAAUUGAUUUUUCCUUCAAGCUAUAUGAUAUGGACAACACAGGCUUCAUUGAACGAAAUGAGGUCAAGCAGAUGCUUGUUGCUCUUCUGAGUGAAUCGGAAAUGAGGUUAUCAGAUGAAACCAUUGAGACAAUCCUGGACAAGACAUUUUCAGACGCUGAUGUGAAUCAGGAUGGAAAAAUAGAUAGAGCAGAGUGGGAGAACUUUGUCUCACGGAAUCCUUCCUUGCUGAAGAUAAUGACUCUUCCAUACCUUAAAGACAUAACGACUACAUUCCCUAGCUUUGUUUUUCAUUCGGAGGUUGAUGAUAUCGUGACAUGAGCAGCAUGAACUGUGUGCAAAGCCCAGCGUGCCGCCGGGGAAAGAAGACACCAUGUACAUCUGCUAUACAGUAAUUUUGGUUAGCAAUAAUGCAAGGAGAUGGUGUAGGUAGGAAGGUGUUGUUGUGAGAUUAAUGUCUGGUUGUUUUUGUUUGUUGUGAGAUGCAAUGCUAUUUGGUGUUAAACAAAAUGAAAAGUUGUUUGUUGUCGUCGUCUCGACCCAAACUCUUCCAA
Messenger RNA from Brachypodium distachyon (stiff brome), 1282 nucleotides. RefSeq names its product calcineurin B-like protein 1. The record is from RefSeq and is a predicted model, not a curated record. The transcript is spliced from 8 exons. Gene Ontology annotation, biological process: calcium-mediated signaling. Gene Ontology annotation, molecular function: kinase binding; calcium ion binding. NCBI's taxonomy places the organism in Eukaryota, Viridiplantae, Streptophyta, Magnoliopsida, Poales, Poaceae. Bases 411 to 1049 code for a protein of 212 amino acids.